Rana temporaria (common frog) is the source of this 3025-nucleotide messenger RNA. It is a transcript of the gene GTSE1, whose product is annotated as G2 and S-phase expressed 1. The record is from RefSeq and is a predicted model, not a curated record. Gene Ontology annotation, molecular function: microtubule binding. The coding region runs from base 213 to 2309 and encodes 698 amino acids. Gene Ontology annotation, cellular component: cytoplasmic microtubule; microtubule cytoskeleton. The transcript has 12 exons. NCBI's taxonomy places the organism in Eukaryota, Metazoa, Chordata, Amphibia, Anura, Ranidae.
GGUUUGCAUUCUUUGUCACAUGUCCUGUUCCGAGGUCAGAGGGAAGUUUGAAUCGUAGGCCGUUUGUGUAUCUGUGUUGGACGGUGGAGAAAUCUAGUGAGUGCAGGAAGAGCCCCUCUCACCGCCUCCUGCUCUACACCCGGCUAUCGUGUGCCUGGCCGCCGUCCGCUUACUGAGGUGGCUUAGUUAAAAGCAGCAAGCCCCUUUCCAAAAUGGAUGCUGGCAAUUUCACAUUUCUGGAGGAUGAGAAGUUUGACUUUGAUGUUUCCCUAUCUCCUUCAAGUGCUAAAGACACUGAAGAUUGUGAAGAUGAAGUGUUCAUUGGGCCAGUUAAACACAAAGAAAAAUGUGUUAGUGCAUCUAUACAGUUGCAUGAAUCGGAUAAAGCGCCUCUUCCCGAUGAUCAAGGUGUCUGGAGUCCUCUAAGUGGUGAUAAAUUUGUCGAAAUCUUCAAAGAAGCUCACUUACUGGCACUACAGCUGGAAUGUUCUGCAAGUGAUGACAAAAAAGAGCCACUGCAGACUGUCCCAAACCCAGUUGUGGAAAAAUUUGUACAGGAAUCCAAGUCGAAACUAAAACUUUUUGAUACACUUAAUGGAGUCAAUAAAACACCAAUUGCCAUUAAAAGAGAGACUUAUUGUAUACAAGAUAGCCCACUCCACCAACUUCCGCCAUCGGUCCAACAGCAGAUUGUCGGGCCUAAUACGGAUGCUCAAAGGUCUCAAAGCCUGACAAGCCCCAAAGCAGCAAAAGUAGUGAAAUGUUUGUUGGUCUCUCCUCUUGCACAGAAAGCAAAGGCUCCUCAGGUGAAAAGUACGGUUUCAUCGCUAGGCAUCGGUAAAAUGGUUAGCAGACUGCAACCUAUAAAGGCAAAUUCUGCACAAUCAAACAAGAACAGUCUAACUGUGGAAAAGCCAAAAGCUGUUAAAAAACCAAGUCCAGUGGGAAGGAAAAAUCUGAGCAGCAUGGGUUCUAUAGAAGACUUGGUUUCUGGAAAUUCUAGCAUUGCAUCUGAUAUCAGUGACUCUUCUUUCAACAGCUCUGCAGGGCAGAGCAAAAGGACUCUGACUUAUCAGAACAAGCUUCCUUUAGGCAAAACACAGUUUAAAACCCCAUCAGCUGCUCCAAGUCUCAGGAAGAAUACCUCAUCUUCAUCAUCUUCCCAUUCCAGUGUAAACACUAGCUUGAAUUCCAGUUCGUCCUCUCCACCUGCUGCCAGUGCUAAACGAAAUGCAUCUCUUAACACAUCCCUGAGCACCUCAAUAAACGGCUCAAGACUGAAGCCAAAUAUGAACAAACUUGUACGUCCUCUUGGUGGGAUAGGAUCUACAUUAAAGAUGGCCAGUUCAGAUGUAAACAACCGUCUUAAACCAAAUGCAGUGGCAAAAACAAAUGGUAACAAACCCGCAUCAGUGUCUAUGGCCCAGCCACACACUCCAGCUGGCAAAUUUCAAAGGCAGACUUCUGCACCUAAUCUACUUAGACUGCUUCCUCCUGCUAAACCUGAAAGUGGUGUAAAAAUGUCCACAAAGCCGCAGGCAAGAAUAAUGCCUACCCCAACAAGCAGACUAAAGCCACCACAAAAGUCAGAGGGGCUGUCGCCUGAAGGCACAACAAGACGAUCUCUAAAGCCAACACGAUUACUUUCAUGUGGGGAAAUUGGAAGUGCCAUUGUACAAAGCACUCCUAUGGGAGCUGCUAAAGGAAUGAACUCCAGUUUCAUAGGAAGAUGUAUUUCAGCAACUCCCAGUUCAAAACGUACAUCUGCUUUGCCUACACCAGUUAGUCGCAGAACAUCAGGAAUUUUAACAACUCCAAGGACUGUCCCAAGAGCUAUUCCAUCUUUCCGACCUACACCAGCUUUUCAGACUUCUAGCAAGUCAUCCAAGAAGUUAAUUGUUGGAUCGGAGUGUGAGCAAACCAAGCCCAAGCUCUCUUGCAGUCCAAUUUCUCCUACUGAAGACCAUAUUGCUGCAGAAAUUUGUUGUUCCUUAAACUUCUCUCCUGAAAAUAAAUCUGAGAAGCAACAAGCUGUGACAAUCCCACAGCGCACCGAGGUAAUGCAUUUUCAGGUUUUAUUAAUUGAUAUUGAGGUGGAAAAAGCUAAUACUAAAAUACGGAAGCAAGUGUCGAUUGAAAAUGACAGUCAACCUCUAAUUGAUCUUUCAAAUACCCCUGACCAGAACAAGCAACCUAUCCUACUGAAACCAACACAUGUUACCCAGUUAAUUGACUUCGGCUCUCCUCUUAUAAAGCUGAGCCCCGCAGCCAACAAAGAAAACAUGGACUCUCCCCUCCUGAAAUUUUGAAUAUUAAAAAUAUGACUUGAGAAUUAUGGAUCAUUACGCACAAUAACGAAUUUGCUUUGUACAGCUCUGCACUACUUGAAAGUAAUCUACAAAAAUGUGCACAAUAUGCACUCCGUUCGUUUUUUCCGUAAACAUGGAGUCUGAACCUUUGUGGUACUGACAAACUGAUUUUGGAGACCUCUGUGCAACCUCUACGGUUCUGCUCUCUGGAUCACCUAGGCCACAGAUACUUAAUUUUUAACGCUACUGGCAGUGUUGGGAGCUAUCCACAUGCCGGCUACAUGUUUCUACAGGGCGACUAUGAUGAGUGACUCUUGCAUGUAACAGGAGCCCAAAAUUUGGGGGCACUAUGGAGAUUGAGGAAAUAUAAUGGUAUUUCUAGAAUAUGAACAUUACUGUUAUGGCUUUACUUUAACCUGUGAUAACCUAAAUGAUUGACAUUCAUUCAGUGCUGGAUGUUUUCUCAUCUCUCAUAAACCACAACUUGUCAAUGUGUUGUAAUAUUGGUCUGUAUUAAAUAACAUGGCCAUCUGAAAAUGAUGCUUAAAUGUAUUGUCACCUUUUUUAAAUAAGGUACUGGAUGUGUGUAUGUUUAAGUAAAUGUGAAAAGAGCUAUAAAAAUAUUGAGUGAUCAAUAUUUGAUUUUAUGUUGUACAUUUUCACUUUGAAUUGUGUAUAAUUGAAAAAUUAAAAGAUAUUUGGUAAGUUUCUCUGUA